CACUGUUGGGCGAUGGGGUUCUGGUUUUAUGAACUUUUCAUUGAUUUUUGGUGUAGUACAGUCGCUGAGCGAAAGUUGUGUUUUAUUACGUGUGUGUGAUUCUAUAUGUAACCAUAAUGUGGCGGAUGAAUGAAAUCCUGUGUGAUUUGUUGAACAACGCAACUACAAUGUAAGGAUGCAGUGCAAGUGAAAGUGGUAUUCUCCCAGACAUUAUUACAAGAUGUAUCAUCACAGUAUUCUGCUUCACUGCUCUUUAUUUAUUUUCAAGUAACAUUUCAGAAGUACUUAAGGAAGAAGAAAGUACAGAAGUAUUUUGAGUCUGCCAAAAUAUUUGAAGCUAUAUAAUGUUUGAAAUUUUGUUUUCUUUUUAUAUAUGAUUUGAAUAUACGUACAGAAUAUGAUUACAUCACAAAUUUGGUGCUGAUUGCAACAUGCUAUUACUUUCAGUCUAAAGGAGUAGCUUAAUUAUAAAGACAUCGAGCAACGAAUACAUUGUGGAAGUGAAAAUUUACAGGACACUUAGGGAACAGUUUGUGGAUUUCUGUUCAGAUACUUAAUUUAAUUUUUGAUCUCUAGCAAGCUCUCUUCCGUACACAUCCAGAAGUCCAUUCCACUGCAAGCACAUACUUAAUUCUUCACAACAAUGACUACUCUGCUGGGAUCAAGUGACUAUGUGUCUGUGGGGCAGUUUUUCCAUGAUCGAUCUGUCUUUGUGACUGGCGGGACAGGAUUCAUGGGUAAAGUCCUGGUUGAGAAAUUGCUGCGGUCAUGUCCAGGGAUAAAGAAUAUCUAUCUUCUGAUGAGACCGAAACGAGGUCACGAUCUUACUGCCAGACUCAGCGAGUUGUUGAAUGCACCUCUGUUUGAUCGGUUACGGAAAGAACGACCACUAGAAUUGAACAAGAUUGUUCCAAUCCAAGGGGAUGUCACAGAACCAGAGCUCGGCAUCAGUCAGACGGAUCAGAACCUGCUUAUUCGAACUGUGUCUGUUGUGUUCCAUGCUGCUGCUACUGUGAAGUUCGAUGAAGCCUUAAAACUGUCUGUCACCAUUAAUAUGCUUGGUACAAAGCAGUUGGUGGAGUUAUGUCAUCGCAUGCUGGGGCUUGAGGCUCUGAUACAUGUUUCCACUGCAUACUGCAACUGUGAUCGUGAAGAAGUGAAUGAAGUGAUUUAUCCACCUCCUUAUGAUCCAGAGAAAAUCAUCCAGUGUGUGGAGUGGAUGGACGAUGAUCUCAUUCAAGCACUCACACCAAAGUUGAUUGGCACCCGUCCCAAUACAUAUACAUUUACAAAAGCUCUUGCAGAAAGUAUGCUGCUGAGAGAAAGUGGAAACUUGCCUGUUGCAAUUGUUAGACCAUCUAUAGUGUUAUCUUCAUGUCGAGAACCUGUGGCAGGCUGGGUUGACAAUUGGAAUGGACCAACUGGUAUAAUAGCAGCUGCGGGAAAGGGAUUCUUCCGCACAAUGUUGUGUCAUGAGAAUAAAAUAGCUGACUUGGUGCCUGUUGAUAUUGUUAUCAAUCUCAUGAUUUGUGCAGCUUGGAAAACAGCCACAGUCAGGCCAGACGGUAUUGCAGUAUACAACUGUUGUUCAGGGCAGCAGAAACCCAUUACAUGGAAAGAGUUUGUAGAGCUGUGUUUUGUGUACAUGCGGAAACAUCCUCUGGCUGAUGUCGUCUGGUAUCCAGAUGGUAAAUGUCAGUCGAACUGGGUGCUCAACUCACUGUGCACACUCACCCUCCAUAUAAUUCCUGCUCAUUUACUUGACUUCUUUAGCAGGAUUGUUGGGAGAAAACCAAUCAUGGUGCGUGUGCAGAACAAGUUAGAUAAGGCUGCAAAGUGUUUGGAGUACUUCUCCGUACAGCAGUGGCGAUUUACUGAUGAGAAUGUCAGACAUCUGAAUGGACUUCUAAGCCCAGAAGACAGGAGGACAUUUCAUUUUGAUGUCCGAGAAAUCCAUUGGCCCACAUAUAUUGAAAGCUAUGUUCUUGGUAUAAGACAUUUUAUCUUUAAAGAACAUCCGAGCUCUCUACCAAAAGCAAGGAAACAUCUUCAGAAGUUGUUCUGGGUGCAUCGCUUUACGCAAUUACUUGCUGUCCUCCUGGUAUGGAGAGCAUUAAUGUUACGAUCAAAAGCAGCACGAAAUAUGUGGUUCAUCAUGCUUGACUUGAUUCUGCGCCUAGCACGCAUGAUACCAUAUGUUUGAUUGUCUUCUCCUUGUCCCUGAGUCACUGCGCAUGAACCGAUGAAGGUUGCAGCAGCAAAACAUUAGCAAGAACUUGUCAAGGUGCACAUAUUGGCAAGAAAAGGUUGUCAGACAUUUGUCAGGUAGCAACAGAUUAAUAAAUGAAACCCUGUAGAAUCAUUCAAAAGGAAGAAAUAAGUAGAAACAUUAUGUUUCCAGGAGGAAUAGGAAGUAUUGGAACAAAUAUUUGCAGAAGUAAAAACUUGCACCAUGUUAGAAGCCUUGAAAAGUGUGUGGCAAAUUUAGGACUCUUGCAGAAACUUGUUAUGAACCUUCCUUCAAACUUACCCAAAGCUUGAUUUUGGAAGUUGGUAAUAUUCUGAAAAAUAGGAAGAAAAAAUAUUACUAAAAUACAAAUAUUUUUAACCCAUAUAUGUUGUCAUGGUUCAUAAAUGGUUAUGUGAGAAAUAUACAAAAUAUUUUAAAGGUUUCAUAAUUUUAAGGCAACCAGGAAUAAUAAAACUGAUGCUUGAACAUA
Messenger RNA from Cryptotermes secundus, 2720 nucleotides. RefSeq names its product putative fatty acyl-CoA reductase CG5065. Gene Ontology annotation, biological process: long-chain fatty-acyl-CoA metabolic process. The record is from RefSeq and is a predicted model, not a curated record. Gene Ontology annotation, cellular component: peroxisome. Lineage: Eukaryota; Metazoa; Arthropoda; Insecta; Blattodea; Kalotermitidae. Gene Ontology annotation, molecular function: alcohol-forming very long-chain fatty acyl-CoA reductase (NADP+) activity. The transcript has 10 exons. The coding region runs from base 644 to 2203 and encodes 519 amino acids.